AGUUGGAAAGGCUCAAGUCAGAUACUACUUCCUUUUUUGCUUGUUUUUAACUGAGUGCUGCCAGAAGAAAGAAGGGGUUAAAGCGUGGGAGGAUUGCAAAGAAAAAGGGUUUGGUUAAUGACACACAGGACUGCAUCUCACACACCAUAGUUUGUUUAUUCUUCUGUAAACAGCAAAAAGAAUUAUCAUCAUCAUGUCCACCUCACAAUUUCCAGAUUCUUCCAGAGAAGAGAAUAAAAAGAAACCAGUUUUGGAAAGACUUGGAAAUUUGUUUGGUACGGGGAGAAGGAAAAAUGUCAAAAGUUCACUAGAACAUACUUCACAUCGGAAAGGGGAGAGGUCAGUUUCUCCUCACAGAGCGCAGCCGAUAUACUGUAGGCACAUAAAGGAAGGACACGAAGCUCCUCAAGUACAGAAGCAAGUGAGAAACGUAAGUGAUGUUUCUGAGACGCAGGAAUAUAAUUUCAGUGGGGAAGUAGGACCGCUGUAUCGUGAUACCAUUUCAGAAUGGAGUAGUAGGGGAGUCUCUUCUGACAGUGAGUGGUCAGCAGAUUGGAGCAGCAGCAGUGAAACCAUUAAAAACUCUUUCUUUGAGAGUAGUCUGAAUGUGGAAACCCUGGAACUGGAGAAAGAAUCCAUCACAGAUAUAAAUAAUUCCACAACUCCAGAUUUCAUAAAAAGCUUGAGAAAUUUGUCUAGUGAAGACUUAGAAAAGAGUAUCUUAAGCCACAAGCAGCUCGUGAACACGUGGGUGUCUGAGGAGCCCGGGCAUGCAAAAUCAAAGGAUUUGCCAUACGAGUUGGAAUCUGCAGCAAGUGAACACACACAUUCUGCUAGAGUGUUAACAGUUGAUAUCUAUCUAAGAAAAACAGACGAACUCCUUAAUGAACCUGUGACUGUUACAUCAGAAGAAAAUUGUAGUGACUCGGACACAAUGGAUAAAAAAUCUGCUAAUAAAAGAUCUGGAAAAAGGAGAAAAUCUCAGUCAUCUAGUGACAUUCCAAAUGGAGAGAGAAACCAGACUGAGACUACUGCAAGAGAAGAAUCUGUUUUUGAGGAUGAUGUCCCUUCUGAGGUGUUUUCAGACAAGGUAAUAAACUCGGAAAGAAAAGCGAAGUCUCCUCAACAGACUCCUGAAAGGAAUUCGUCUUCCCCAGGUAAUAAUCAGGACCUAAAAGUUGGAUCUGCUCACAAAGGGGCAUCUAAAACUGAAGCUGACAAAGGCAAGCAGCAGAUCUCAAACACAACCCCUGCAAGGAGAAGAUCAUAUAAAAAGAGUCAGUCAGAUGCUGUCCCCGUUUCCCCUACUGGUUUGAAGGGUCAGGUAAAAGAUUAUUCCUCAAAAAGGCAACCUUUAGCAUCACCAGAGAGUAACUCAGUGACAAAAAGAACUUCAGUGGAAAAGGGAACUAUACCUGUGGCUUUUGGGGAAGACAGCUUGGAGUCUCCCAAAGUUUCUUUGGGCGAUAAGACAGAAGACACUGCCUUGGUGUUUGCUGAAAGCAGAAAUGAGACCAAGGCAGUAAAGCAUGGUAAUGGUUCGGAUGGAAGAGCUUUCUUGCGUACUGAUGGGAUUAAAAAUGGAGACCUGUGUAUGUCAGCUGAGAGACAGACAAAUUCUGAUUUAGACAGCUUGAAGCUGAAGAGUUUGGAUGCUUCCAGAACAGUCAUGACAAAGAUUAGCCUUCCAGCCAAACCGAAGAAUGUAGAGCUGAAUUUUAAAGCACCUACAAAUCAAGACAGUUUAGAAAGUGAGCAGGAUACUCUUGAAAAACCAGUUAAUAAAACUAACAGCAACAUCGCCAACAAAAUUUCCUUGUUUGAAAAUAAAUGCGCUAACCAGAGCCAGAGGCCUGCUGACAUCCCUGCUUCAAAAAAUAGCACUGUACCAAGCACAUUUGUUGGCAGAGCAAAGCUGAAAUUUGGAAAACAACCUAAGGAAAGUGAACAGCCUGAUAAAACGUUAAAUAAGCAAAGCAGUCGCCAGAAGUUAUUUGAGAAUGGCACACCAGAGAAAGAAAGCACUGCAGAAUUAAAAGGCAAAAAUGAAGAAGGCUCUGCCUUUUAUGAGGAUAUUGGGAAGACAACAGAACUUAAAGUAAAAGCUGCGAUAUCCCUUUUUAACCAAAGCAGCAAAAUUGAUGCUGGUGGUGUCUCUCUGAAGCAACCCGAUCCAGAAUUAACCACAGCUAAAAAAGAAAGUUCACCUUUUAAACUGUCUUUGCACUUGCCCAGUAAAAGUGAAAAUGCUCAAGAUACUUCCUACCAAAGAAAUAACACAAGCUCAGAAUUCCACAGAAAUGAGGAAAAGACGCUGCCAAACACAGAGGUUUUAUCACCUUGCAAUGAUGAAAAACAUCCUCUACCAUCUCAUCAGGUUUCUAGAUCAGAAUUUAAGAAGAUGGAAAAUGGAGAUAAAAAGGCAAAGCCCGGAGAUUUGAGCUUUGCAGCACUGCAGUAUGAUGAUAGCAGUCAAGAUAGUAUAUUGAUACCAGAGCACAACGUCAAUACACAAGAGAGCCCAGGCAAAACCUGUAAUGGAUCUGCUGAAGAUGAUAGCAUUUUUGAUUCCCCAUCCGACAUGAAGAAGUUUGCUGAAACAAUAAAAAACUUGGACAGCUCAGUUUGUUUACCCCAGAAAAAGAAGAGGUCAAAACUUCCCAAGUCCCCAGCACCCCACUUCGCAAUGCCUCCCAUUCAUGAAGACAAUUUAGAGAAAGUAUUUGAUCCUAGUGUAUUUACUUUUGGUUUGGGACUGAGGAGGGAAAAAACACAGGAUCUGUUACCAGCCCAACAAAUUAAAAUGCAAAGCCUGGAAACGAUAGCCAGGGUCAGGCCCAAGCGUGCAUCAACAGAGCAAAGUAUCAUAUUCAAAGCGCUGCAAUCAUGUAAUAGAGAGGAACCUGCCUUUAAUCAGGAAAUAAAUGGAAAAGAGAACAUUGAUGGUACGGAUGGUGAAAUUAAGAGAUCCCGGCUUGAAAAAAGCUCCCUCUUCUCAAGCUUGCUGUCUUCUGCAUCUAAAGAAAAGUUUUUUAAUCCUUCUGUCACCUCAGUAAAUAACACCACAACAGCUUUUACAACUGACUCCUCAGGGAUGCCUCCUUUACAACAGGAUGCUUCUGGGCCAUUUGGCAUGUCUCAAAAAUCUGAGUCUCUUUCAGAUAUGAAGUUUCCAAGUUUUGUGGAGAAGUACAUGCAAGCAGAUAGUGCAAAAAAAGAACUAAGUUUACAAAUGCCCAACUAUGGGAACCCUGAGAAAAGUUUUUCCAGCUGGUUAGGGCCAAGCAGAUAUGAAUCAAAUGUUCCUGCUGGUUUAUUAGAUGUGGAUGCACUUUCAAGAAAUGGGCAAAGUAAAAUCAAUCCCAGACCUGGCAAGCUGGUGAUAUACUGUGAAUCAGACUAUCAAAAAAACGGUAUUGAAGUUUUCCAUGAUGUUCUGGAUUGCAGUUCUUGGGUUCUGUCACCAACAAUUUUAAUUAAAGUCAUCAGAGGAUGCUGGAUACUCUAUGAGAAACCAAAUUUUGAAGGUCCCUCUAUUCCUCUGGAAGAAGGAGAGCUGGAACUCCCAGAUAUUUGGGGUGCAGGUACUUCUGAAGAGCAAAAUGAAUGCAAAUCUCUAAAGCCUGCGGUGAUUGGUUCAAUAAGACAUGUUGUUAAGGAUUACAGGGUUUGCCAAAUUGAUUUGUAUACAGAACCUGAAGGGUUAGGAAUCGUGACUUCCUUUUUUGACGACACUGAAGAAACAGGGGUGUUUGGCACCACUCAGAAGACUUGUUCUGUCAAAGUACACUGGGGCACAUGGCUAAUUUAUGAAGAACCUGGUUUCCAGGGAGUCCCUUUAAUGUUGGAGCCUGGUGAAUAUCCUAAUUUAGCAUUCUGGGAGAAGAAGGAAGCCUACAUUAGGUCCAUGAGGCCCUUGAAAAUGGGUGGUCGCAAAGUUGAAUUCAGUGGAGAGCCAAAGGUAAUCAUUUAUGAGAAGCCUUUCUUUGAAGGGAGACAUGUGGAAAUAGAAUCAGAGGUCUUUAUGCUUGAUGACAAGGAAUCAGAAGAAAAGACAAGACUUCCACUUACAUCAGUGGGAUCCAUGAAAGUACUGGGAGGAGUUUGGGUUGCUUAUGAGAAGCCUGGGUUUGAAGGCCAUCAAUACUUGCUGGAAGAAGGAGCGUAUCGGGAUUGGACAGACUGGGGUGGCUAUGAUGAAGAGUUGCAGUCGCUGCGACCGAUUGUUGGUGACUUCACAAGCUCCCAUAUGAUAAUGUACAGUGAAAAAGACUUUGGAUCAAAGGGUUCCAAUAUUAAUGUGUUAGGAAUUAUUUCCAAUUUGAAAGACACUGGAUACGGGCUGAGGACACAGUCUAUAAAUGUGCUAAGUGGCGUGUGGGUGGCUUAUGAGAAUCCUGAGUUUACGGGGGAGCAGUAUAUACUGGCUAAAGGGCUAUAUCCCAGCAUUGAGGCAUGGGGGGGAAAGAAUUGCAAAAUAUCUUCAGUUCAACCCAUCGUUAUGGAUAUUGUUGGAAGCGAAAGGGGUAAAGUCAAGGUCCAGUUAUUUUCAGAGCCUGAAUUCAAGGGUAACUGCCAAAUAUUUGAAAAAAACACAAGAUGUAUUGAUUCAUUUGCUGUGAAGUCCUCAAAAAUUUUAGAUGGCAGCUGCAUAGUGUAUGACCAGGAGGAAUUCUCCGGUAACCAGUACGUGUUAGAAGAAGGAAUCUAUCCUGACCUGAUGGCAAUGGGUUGUUCACCCCAAGUAGUUCUGAAAUCUUUACGGAUUAUAAAUAUUGAGCUGUCUGAGCCGUGCAUAGCUCUUUUUGAAAAGGUGGGUUUCCAAGGAAAGAAAAUGGAAUUCAGUACAGAAAUCUUAAAUCUCCAGUUCCUGGGAUACAAUCCUCAAAUAGCUUCAGUUCAAAUACUUGGUGGCAUAUGGAUAAUUUAUGAGCAUAGUAAUUACAGGGGGCGUCAGAUGUUAUUAUCACCGAAUGAAAUUCCAGAUUGGUAUAAAGUGAGUGGCUAUUGUCAGAUAGGUUCUCUGAGACCUUUACUGCAGAAACGUGUGUACUUCAGGCUUCGAAACAAGGAAACGGGAAAAUUCAUGUCAGCUGAUGGAAACUUAGACAAUCUGAAUCUUCUCAGAAUACAGGUUGCAGAAGAUACAGACUCAGAUGAUCAAAUCUGGGUUUAUCAGGAUGGAUUCAUAAGAUGCUGGAUGGCAGAGGAUUGCUGCUUGACAAUUGUUGGAAAUCUUAUAACUCCUGGCUCUAAACUUGGUCUGUCAUUUGAGCGGAAUGAGGACAAACAAUAUUGGCGUAUUAGUCCUGAUGGCAGGAUUUAUAGCAAGAUGAAACCCAAGCUGGUUUUAGAUAUCAAAGGGGGUGCACAAUAUGAUCGUGACCAUGUUGUUGUCAACACAGUCAACGAAGAAAAGCUAACGCAGUGUUGGGAACCACUAGUUGUAUAAAGCCAAACAAGCAAACAUGACGUUUGAAUUAGCCACUAUUCCUGACACUAGAAUUGGUACUGCCAUCUCUGAAGGAUACAGGAUCAACAAUGACAGCUUUGUCUUUUCUUUGCAAUUUUAAAAAGAACAAGCAACAGAAUGAUUUUACCUCUCUAUCUAAGAUUAUUAUCCCUACAAAAGCUUGAGUAUCUCUCAACCUUUUUUUUUUUUUUUUUUUUUUUUUUUUAAAUCAUCACAACCUAAUGUGAUAUAGAGAGUGGUAGUAUACCUUGGGCUAGAGUGGAAGAACUAAAGGUGAGAGAGACCCCAUGGAGCUGCUGCUGUGUCAGUGAAUAGUUAAUCCAGAAUAAUCAAUAAGCGUAACUUAAAAUUAUUUUUAAAAUGUUUUUUUUAACUGAGAGAAGGGCUAAAAAAAUAACUAAAGCUUAUUUUAUAAAGGACAGGAGUGUAGUAUGUAUGUGAGUAUAGCAACUUGGACCUAUGGGCUGUAGUAUAGAGAAAUAUUCACUACUGGAAAUUAAUAUAUUUGUUUCACUGGAACAAACUUAUGUUUACUGAAAGUUUAAAGACUGCUAGCACACAGCAUAUCCAAAGAGUUUUUUAACAUGUGGCUUCAAAUAUAGUUAGUAUGCUAAUACAGUAAGUCCUAAAUUAAGAAAAAAUUGUAGAUUUUUCUCAUGUAGAGACGAUGUAAAUUAGUAGAAGUUUGUUAGAAAAAGAGGGCUGGCAACAGGAUGCAUCGGAAUGUGAAGAACUUGCCCAUUUUCUAGGCUGCCUAACUUUGUGACUUAUGGGUAUUUUACUUAUUUGCCAAGUCAGAUUUUUACAUUAUAAAACCGUUCCAGUAAGUAUAGUCUUCCUGAACUCCAAAAUCACGUAGGAAAAAGAAUUCUUAGGGAAAGCAUCACUAAAGAUGACUGCAACAGCACCUAAGCAUUGUGGUUACUUAGUUUUUCAGCCACUCCCUGUUGGGCUUACCAUGGAGAAUGCCAGACUCCCAAGUAUUUCUGGUGAUGUUGGAGAGCAACGUCCACAGUAGGCUGCUGGCUCUCGGUUGCUGCUGGGCAGAAGCAUCAUGCUGCUCUAGUAAGGGGCGUAGCCAAGCCUGGAUAUGUGCCCAGUCACAAGGGCUGUGCCCAUUCAAAGUAAGUGUUACUGGUCUAGUGAAGAGCUCGUGACAAGUAAGACAUACUAAUGACUGCAGGAGGUUCUUCUGUUGCCCUGCUCUUAACCUGGUUUUGUUAGUUUUCCUUAAUAACGUUGGCAAAAAGGUAAAAUACAAACAAAGUCUUGUACUAUGCUGCUGUGUUUUGUUCUGGCUUAGACCAGUGUUAUUACAAGCUGCUCCUAGGAGCAUCCAGGCCUUUGUCUUGCAUAGUAAGUCUGUUUAAAAUUAACAUUUUCAUUACUAUUAUAUUGCCUCAAAGGAUACUGGUGCUUUUAUUGUUACCACCCUAGAGGAAGUGCCUUACUAAUUUUCCUCCUUUUGUACAGACAUACUGAAGUUUUGUUGCUCUGAAAUGUGCUGCUUAUAGUUCUUCAUAGAAAAUGUGUUGUUAUUGGUUCCAAACAGUGGUACUUUGUCAUAGUCAUGUGCUCUUGCUAUAUAUAAUAUAGCAUUUUACAAAUAAAUUUGUUAGGUAACUUUUUAUUGAAAUUAUUUUUAAAGGUAGAAAGCUGACGUUUUAUGGUUAGUUUUGCCUUUUGUCUUGUGCCCUUCUCUGUCCAUAAUUCCUCUGCAACAGCUAGCUAAUGAGGAAUGAAUACGUGAUGUGGAAUAGCUGCAGGCUCUGAGGAAUGGAUGCUUCUCCUGUACAAGCAUGUUUUCAGUGCAUUUGUACAUGCGGCCACAGUUCACAAGGCUGCUGCUUCUGUCCCCUGGUGGAAGAACUGCAUGACUUGGUUUUUCCAUCACUGUAGCUGCACCACAGUAAAUGUGCAGCUCUCAAUUAAGAGGUUACCACUUUCCUUCAAUCCACCUGUGUAAUUGCAGGGGAAGUCACACCAUAGCCCAUCUCCAGCAAAAUGGUAAGUUUAAAAACAGACUAACAGACACAUAGCCCCUCAAGCACUUCAUCCCCACUAGCAGUGACAGGGGGCAUGGCACGAACAUGGUCUCUUGAUUACUGACAAAAACUGUGUCUAGCCUACCUGCAUAAACACUGUAGUCAGCUGAAUCUGUGCCAGGAGUUAGGCAAUUAGCAUAAUUAUUAGUUACAGAUUGAUUUUGUUCCAUGCUUCUACUUGGAUUAGUUAUGCUAUGAGAGAUUUGCCAUAUCAAGAUUAAAGUACCAGUCUUGAGACAGCAAUGUGACCACUUAAUACAGGAAAAGUUUACAGGUUCUGAGAACGAACUAGAUUGAGUAAUAACAUAUAUUAAUAUAAGGUGAACAGAACUAGGAAAGGCCAAGGAAAAGAGGACAGCACAAGUUUCAUAUGGACAAUUAGAUAAAAGUGUGCCUCACCAUUUCAGGACUUGGCUAAAACAUCUGGAAAAUAAAAGCUCCAAGAUCUACAAACUGAAAAUGCUGCCAGCUGUUCCUCUUAUCCUGAGAGUGAAAGGGUGUUCUGCGAAAGUCACAACUACAUUCUUAACAUGGUUUUCAUGUAGAAAUACCUAAGGGGCAUUAGUAUUUCUUGUCUGCAUAUUAACAGUUAUUAACAGGCAGAGUAUGAAGGAAUCAAAGAGGCUUUUCUAAAACAAGACUUUAUUUUUUUAAAUUAUGCAUCCUGUGUGAGCUUU
Harpia harpyja (harpy eagle) is the source of this 8195-nucleotide messenger RNA. It is a transcript of the gene CRYBG1, whose product is annotated as crystallin beta-gamma domain containing 1. The transcript is spliced from 22 exons. Gene Ontology annotation, biological process: lens development in camera-type eye; visual perception. Bases 194 to 5452 code for a protein of 1752 amino acids. NCBI's taxonomy places the organism in Eukaryota, Metazoa, Chordata, Aves, Accipitriformes, Accipitridae. The record is from RefSeq and is a predicted model, not a curated record. Gene Ontology annotation, molecular function: structural constituent of eye lens.